AUGAUCGCUGCGCGGUCGCUGGGCGCCCCCAAGCCCCGGCUCAGCUCCGGCUGCGCGCUCAUCGACGAGUUCCUCGGCGGGGGCGUCCCCGUCGGCGUCGUCACGGAGUUCGCCGGCGAAGCCACUGCGGGCAAAAGCAACCUGUGCCUGCAACUCAUGACCACCGUGCAGUGGCCCGCCGCCUGCGGAGGCCUGCACGGCAGCGCGCUGUACCUCUACACCGAGGCCGGGAAGCCCUUCUCCAGGCGGCUCGAGGCCAUGUCGGAGGGCUUGCUCGCGCGCGCGACCAGCGUCGCUGCGGCGACCGGCGCGGGCGCCGCGCUGCCUGCCGGGCCCGCCGCGGACCGGAUCUUCGUGCAAGACGAGCUGGGCGUCCCGGACGACCUCCUGCACUGCCUGCACCAGGCGCGGCGGCUGCUGGAACACCCCCAGGACCCCGAUUACCCAGUCCGACUCAUUGUGCUUGACUCAGUCGCGGGGGUGUUCCGCGACGACGGGAACGACGCCGGCGACGUCGGCGGGCGCGCCCGGCAGAUGUUCGAGGCCGCCGCGCUCCUCAAACGCUUCGCCGACGAAUUCGCCCUCGCCGUCGUCAUCACAAACCAAGUGGCGGACAAGGUGGAGGAUGUGGUGAGUGUGCACCAGCAGGGGGCGCACGGGGCGCUGCGGACGUCCGGGCGCGACGUCAUGCCGGCGCUGGGCCUCGCGUGGGCGAACUGCGUGAACCAGCGCAUCUUCCUGGCGCGGCUCCGGAGCGGCCUCGGGGCGGACACGGGCGGGGACGCGAGCGUGCGGCGGGAGAUGAGCGUGCUGUUCUCGCCGACGCUGCCGCCGAGGAAGCUCGAGUUCGUCAUCGGGCGCGACGGGCUGCGCGGGGUGCCGGCCAGCGCGGGGGGCUGA
Pedinophyceae sp. YPF-701 is the source of this 900-nucleotide messenger RNA. Lineage: Eukaryota; Viridiplantae; Chlorophyta; Pedinophyceae. The record is from the annotation of a GenBank genome assembly.